Messenger RNA from Saccharomyces paradoxus, 981 nucleotides. RefSeq names its product Env9p (gene ENV9). NCBI's taxonomy places the organism in Eukaryota, Fungi, Ascomycota, Saccharomycetes, Saccharomycetales, Saccharomycetaceae. The transcript has a single exon. The record is from RefSeq and is a predicted model, not a curated record. The coding region runs from base 1 to 981 and encodes 326 amino acids.
AUGUUAGACCCACGAAUAUUGCCAUACUACAAUCCGGCGGUGAAUAGGAAGAUUGCUGUGGUUACAGGCGGAAACACGGGUAUUGGCUGGUAUACUGUCUUGCAUCUGUAUUUACAUGGGUUUGUCGUUUACAUUUGUGGGAGAAAUUCUCACAAGAUUUCGAAAGCAAUCCAAGAGAUACUGGCAGAAGCAAAGAAGAGGUGCCAUGAAGAUGACAACGGCCCAGGCCUAGGCCCAAGCAUCCAGCGUCUAGGAUCACUUCACUAUAUCCAUUUGGAUUUGACGGACUUGAAGUGUGUGGAGAGAGCGUCGCUUAAAAUUCUUAAGCUGGAAGACCACAUAGACGUGCUUAUUAACAAUGCAGGAAUUAUGGCGGUGCCCUUAGAAAUGACGAAGGACGGAUUUGAAGUUCAAUUGCAGACUAACUACAUUUCCCACUUCCUCUUCACUAUGAGAUUACUGCCUUUACUACGCCAUUGUCAUGGCAGGGUCAUUUCUCUGUCAUCGAUAGGUCAUCAUUUAGAGUUCAUGUACUGGAAACUGAGCAAGACAUGGGACUACAAACCUAACAUGCUUUUCACAUGGUUCAGAUACGCAGUGAGUAAAACUGCGCUGAUCCAAUGCACGAAGAUGUUGGCAAUCAAAUACCCGGACGUUCUUUGUCUCUCCGUUCACCCGGGUUUGGUGAUGAACACAAACCUGUUCAGUUACUGGACAAGAUUGCCCAUCGUGGGUAUUUUCUUCUGGCUGUUGUUCCAGGUCGUAGGGUUCUUCUUCGGUGUCUCAAACGAGCAAGGCUCGCUGGCCUCUUUGAAGUGUGCAUUGGACCCAAAUUUAUCUGUCGAAAAAGAUAACGGGAAGUACUUCACCACGGGGGGGAAAGAAUCUAAAUCGAGUUACGUUUCCAAUAAUGUGGAUGAAGCGGCAUCGACUUGGAUUUGGACUGUUCAUCAACUAAGAGACCGCGGUUUCGAAAUAUAA